UUCAAACUUAUUUUCCAAUACAAAUUCACAAGCAGAAGAUAUCUUGAAGAAUAAACGGAGUCACAUGGCUUCUUUACAAGCUUCUAAUUUUCUACUCUCUUCUUCUCCUUCAAAGCAGAUCCGUGCCGCUCUAUCUGUGCCAAAGCUUCCAUCGAUUAGGUUGUCAGUUCCGAAAGUAGCAACCAAAGGAUUGUCUGCGGAUUUGAUUGCCAGGGAUGGGUUCAUCAACACUAUCCCAUUUGAAAAGAAUGUUAUUGGGACACCUUUGGUUGAAGAAAGCUCAUCGGUUUCAAUGGCUACCAUACAACUUCAUGCUAUCUUAGAGUCCAUUGCCGAUAGAGUGGAGAUGCACAACAACGUCGGGCAACAACGGGAAAACUGGAACACCCUUCUUCUUAACUCCAUCAACAUGAUCACUCUCACCGCCGCUACCAUGGCUGGUGUUAUGGCAACCGGCGGCGCUGGGGUUUCUGUUCUGAGUUUGAAGGUUGCAUCGACUCUCUUGUUCUCUGCAGCCACGGGAAUGUUGAUGUUGAUGAACAAAAUCCAACCCUCGCAGCUUGUGGAAGAGCAACGUAAUGCAACCAGAUUGUUUAAGCAGCUUCAGAGAAAAAUAGAAACCCUACUUUCUAUCGGCUCUCCAAGCAAAGAAGACGUGAAAGAUGCUAUGGAGAAUGUCUUGGCCCUCGAUAAAGCUUACCCUCUUCCCUUACUAGGUGUAAUGCUUGAAAAAUUCCCGGAAAGUUUAGAGCCCGCUGUUUGGUGGCCUAAGGUCCAAUCUCAGAAAACAAACAAACAAGUCGUUGAAAGCAAUGGAUGGAGCGAGGAGCUGGAAAUGGAAAUGAGAGAAGUGGUUGAGGUGAUUAAGAGAAAAGACAGUGAAGAUUACGAGAGACUAGGCAAUAAGGCAUUGAAGAUGAACAAAAUUUUAGCUGCCUCAGGGCCAAUACUGACUGGAAUUGCAGCUUUAGGAUCUGCCUUUAUGGAUUCGUCCAAUGGUCCUUGGGCAGCAGCCGUUGCAGGAGCUUUAGCUUCAGCAGUUAACACUUUGGAGCACGGUGGUCAAGUCGGUAUGGUGUUUGAGAUGUAUAGGAACAACGCCGGCUUCUUCAAACAUGUGCAAGAAUCUAUUGAAUCAACUCUGAGUGAAAGUGAGUUGGGUAGAAGAGAAAAUGGGGAGUUGUUUGAAAUGAAGGUGGCGUUGCAAUUGGGAAGAAGCUUAACGCAGCUGAGAGAUGUAGCCAAAAAAUCCAGUUACUCUCGUAUAGAAGGAAGUCCCAUUGAUGAAUUCGCAAGCAAGCUGUUUUAAUCCAUAUAUUCAAGAUC
Hibiscus syriacus is the source of this 1326-nucleotide messenger RNA. Its product is annotated as probable F-box protein At4g22030. The record is from RefSeq and is a predicted model, not a curated record. The coding region runs from base 65 to 1309 and encodes 414 amino acids. The transcript has a single exon. NCBI's taxonomy places the organism in Eukaryota, Viridiplantae, Streptophyta, Magnoliopsida, Malvales, Malvaceae.